AUGCUGUCGGCGCUGGUCAAGCUGGAUGCAAAGAGUAUGAUGAGUUCAGCUCUUGAGGAUGCGGAUGUCAUAUCGGUGUUGGAGCAGGCCUGGACCGCAACCAGGAGCGACGUGAAAAGGCACUGGCAAGCUGACUGGGAUGACUGGCACGCUGCGAAUGCUGAUUCCCUGUUCGAGGCAGUUCAAGGCUUAAGCGACCCUUCGGCAUUGACCUUUCUGAACAUCACGCAAAAGGAGACGUAUGUCUCCUACAACCAUGAUAACAAAGUAUGGGUAUACGGCUCUCUUUUCACCAGCAUUCCUGAGUGCGGCUACGUCCGAAAUGCGCAGAAGCUCACAAGCACAACUGGUGAAGAGGCGACUGUUGUGGACAGCAUGAAGGAUGGGAAGCGCAGUAUCCCCAUUUUCUUUGGGGAGAGUGGGAGCGGUAAAUCAGUGCAGGCGAUGCUUGCGCCGGCUCUGAAACUGGCGGAGAAUACCAGAUCGACAGUGCGCGUCUUUUCUAUUAGCUUACAAACUGAGGAUAGCCUGGACAAACGACUGAAGAAUAUCAAAGCCGCAAGCGACGUCGAUCGGCGCAACAUACUUUGCGCAGAUUCUGUUGUCGACAGCUUCAUCGAAGAGGUCCGGAAAGCCUUUCCUAAGCAGUACAGAGAUACCAUUGUCAAUACGUGGCUUGAGGACGAGAAUCGUAACACGACAGCUCUGGGAGCCAUUGUCUUCAUAAUUGAUGAAAUCGGCAAGUGUUUGGAGCUGGCUCGUGGCGUAGCCAGCGCACGAGAUGCAAUCUACACCAAACUUGCCAACUACUGUGACACAGCUUUGUUGGUCCUGGCAGGAACAUCUGCUGCCGCCAUUCUGGGACCAGGUGCAGGGUCCGCUGAAAUUGCCUCAGAUCCAGAUUGUGUUUCUUUAGUCCGGGUAGGUGACGUCCAAGGUGAUGCUUACUUGCAAAAGCUCUUAGACGCGACGCUGCCGCUACAAGGCUUCAGCUUGUCAGACGUAAGAAGUGUUAACUUCUUGCGACCCUACCUCAGCAACGCGAGGACUGCGUGCAUACUCUUUGAGGAGUUGAGGCGCUUCACAGAAGUGCCAAAAGAAGUAGACAGCGACAAGGUGUUGCAGAUUUGGAAGCGCCUCCCAUGGGAUGCAGGUUGUUACGUACCACUGAGGUACAGGACACAAAACGGGCUGCAGCGAGUAACAGACGCUAAAGCCCGAGAAGCUAUUGCCCGGAACGCACUCAAACUUCUGAUGCACCCAGAUAUCGUCUUGAAAGACGACAUGCCAACUUGA
This is a messenger RNA of Symbiodinium necroappetens, 1296 nucleotides long. Lineage: Eukaryota; Dinophyceae; Suessiales; Symbiodiniaceae. The record is from the annotation of a GenBank genome assembly.